AUGGUUCAAAUAACGAUGGAUUUAAUAAAUAAAAUAUUAUUAUUAUUAUUUUUAAUAUCGAUUAUCGAUAUAACGGAGUGUUCGAGAUCGAAAUACGUACCGAAAUGGAAAAAACAAGCUUGCGAAAUUCCAGCACUUCAAAACGAACACAGUCAUUAUACUUGCGGUGAUAAUGGUGAAGUGAAAUGUUUACCAGGAUGGACCGGUGAUGUUUGCGACGUUCCAAUUUGUAAAAAAGGUUGCGAUCCUCUCCAGGGUUAUUGUAAACGUCCCGGAGAAUGCAGAUGUAAAUUGGGAUUUUAUGGAGAAUUUUGUAACAAAUGCAUCGCUUUACCAGGUUGUCAACACGGUUAUUGUAAUAAUAGUUUCGAAUGUAUUUGCGAAGAAGGUUGGGAUGGACUUUUCUGUUCAGAACCAAUUUGUAGAUUGGAUUGUCACGCGACGAGAGGUUAUUGCGAUUGGCCCGGCGAAUGCAGCUGUCGAUUGGGUUGGUCUGGAGAAACGUGUAAAGAUUGUCAAGUUCUUCCCGGGUGUUUGCACGGAUCGUGUACGAAACCUUUGGAAUGCAAAUGCGAUAAAGGAUAUACGGGAAUUCUGUGUCAAACGCCGAUAUGCGCGGAAAAAUGUCACAAGGAACACGGAUAUUGUUCGAAACCGGGAGAGUGUCGGUGCAGAGUCGGAUGGUGGGGAGACAAUUGUGAAAAAUGUUAUCCUUAUCCGGGAUGCAAACACGGAACGUGUAAAAAACCAUGGGAAUGUAAUUGCGAAGAAGGUUGGGGAGGAAUGCUUUGCGAUCAAGAACUGACGUAUUGUGAAAACAACGAAGGACUUUGCGAAAAUGGUGGAACAUGCAUAUCGCUACCGGAAGAAGAUGGUAAUUAUAAAUGUUUAUGCUCGCAAAAUUUUUACGGAGUCAAUUGCGAACAAGAAAAAAAAGUAAUAACAACUGAAAAACCGAUUUUACAAUCUCUGUCAACAACCACAGAGUAUAAAAACGAAGUCAAUAACGAAACGUGA
Messenger RNA from Pediculus humanus corporis (human body louse), 1017 nucleotides. RefSeq lists its product as uncharacterized. The record is from RefSeq and is a predicted model, not a curated record. The coding region runs from base 1 to 1017 and encodes 338 amino acids. Gene Ontology annotation, molecular function: protein heterodimerization activity; cell adhesion molecule binding; protein homodimerization activity. Gene Ontology annotation, cellular component: neuron projection; membrane. Gene Ontology annotation, biological process: heterophilic cell-cell adhesion; neuron development; cell communication. The transcript is spliced from 8 exons. NCBI's taxonomy places the organism in Eukaryota, Metazoa, Arthropoda, Insecta, Psocodea, Pediculidae.